Messenger RNA from Hyaena hyaena (striped hyena), 2091 nucleotides. RefSeq names its product adhesion G protein-coupled receptor F4 (gene ADGRF4). Gene Ontology annotation, cellular component: membrane. The record is from RefSeq and is a predicted model, not a curated record. Gene Ontology annotation, molecular function: G protein-coupled receptor activity. Gene Ontology annotation, biological process: cell surface receptor signaling pathway; G protein-coupled receptor signaling pathway. Lineage: Eukaryota; Metazoa; Chordata; Mammalia; Carnivora; Hyaenidae. The coding region runs from base 1 to 2091 and encodes 696 amino acids. The transcript is spliced from 8 exons.
AUGAAGUCCCAGGAAACGAUGAUUUGCUGUUUAAUGUUAUUUCUGGCCACAGAAUGUUCUCACUAUAGAUCCAAGAUCCACAUCCAAGAUGGAGAUAAACAUCAACAUCCUGAAGGGAAACUCAAGACUGGAAGGAUACAAGAGAAAUGCCAUGGACCUUGCUUCACUACUUCUAAAUGCAGCCAGCCCUGUGCUCAGCACUUUUGGGGAGAAAUAGGAUUUACAUGUCAUCAAAACGAGUGGCAAAAAUCAACUGAAACGUGUACAAGCCUAUCUGUGGAAACAUUAUUUAAGGACUUCAAUAGUGCAUUACGCCUUUCCGUAGCUGCAGCGUCCAUCCCUCUGCAUGUUCUAGACUUCCGAGCUCCAGAGCCCAUGGACAGUGUAGCCCAAGGAAUCCGCAGGAACUGUCCAAUUGAUUAUGCCUGCAUAACUGAUGUUGUGAAAUCAUCAGAAGCCACUUCUGGAAACAUUGCAUUUAUAGUGGAGUUAUUAAGAAAUAUUUCUACAGAUUUGUCUGAUAACGUUACCCGAGAGAAGAUGAAGAGCUAUAGUGAAGUGGCCAACCACAUCCUCGACACAGCAGCCAUUUCAAAUUGGGCUUUCAUUCCAGACAAAAAUACCAGCUCAGAAUUUUUGCAGUCAAUGAAUCUGUUUGCGAGGCAACUCCACGUCCACGAUGAUUCUGAGGACAUUGUGGAUGAGCUCUUCAUUCAGGCAAAAACAUUUUGCAUCAACAAUGAUACCUUAGAGAAAAAGUUCAAUUUCUCCAUGAGCAUGAACAAUAUGACAGAGGGUAUCAUAGGAAUGAUAGAAAUUCCCAGGCAAGAGCUGUGGAAGUUGUCACCAAAUGCAUCCCAAGCCAUCAGCAUAGCUUUUCCCACCUUGGGGGCCAUCCUGAGAGAAGUCCACCUGCAGAAUGUGAGUCUUCCUAGACCUGUAAAUGGUCUUGUCUUUUCAGUGAUUUUACCAGAAAGAUUGCAACAAGUCUUAUUCACCUUCGAGAAGAUCAAUAAAUCCCAGAAUGCCAGGGCCCGGUGUGUUGGCUGGCACUCCAGGAAAAGGAGGUGGGAUGAAAAUGUGUGUGAAACCACAUUGGAGAUCGUGAACAAAGUAAAAUGCCAGUGUAACUACACCAACAUGGUGAUGUCCUUUUCCAUUCUAAUGUCCCCCAAAUCUAUUGACAACAAAGUCCUGGACUACAUCACCUGCAUUGGGCUCAGCAUCUCCAUCUUUAGCUUGAUUCUUUGCUUGAUCAUUGAAGCUGCUGUUUGGUCCCGCGUGGUUGUGACAGAGAUAUCCUACAUGCGUCACGUGUGCAUCGUGAACAUAGCUGUGUCGCUCCUGAUUGCUAAUGUGUGGUUCAUCAUAAACUCUAACUUUCACAAAAAGGCCCAGGACUCCAACUGGUGUGUUGCGCUGACAUUUUUCAGCCACCUUUUCUACCUUUCUCUGUUUUUCUGGAUGUUCUUCAAAGCACUGCUCAUCAUCUAUGGGAUAUUAGUUGUUUUCCGUAGGAUGAUGAAGUCCCGCAUGAUGGCCAUUGGCUUUGCCAUCGGCUAUGGGUGCCCGUUGGUCAUUGCUGGUACUACAGUUGCUAUUACAGUGCCAGAGAGAGGUUACAUGAGAUCUGAUGCCUGUUGGCUUAACUGGGACAAUACCAAAGCCCUUUUAGCAUUUGCCAUCCCAGCCUUGGCCAUUGUGGCUGUGAACCUUGUGGUGGUUUUGGUUGUUGCUAUCAACACUCAGAGGCCCUCUAUUGGCAGUUCCAAGUCUCAGGACCUGGCCAUAAUUAUGAGGAUCAGCAAAAAUGUUGCCAUCCUUACCCCAUUGCUGGGACUGACUUGGGGUUUUGGAAUAGCCACACUUAUUGAAGGUACUUCCUUGGUAUUCCAUAUAAUCUUUGCCCUGCUGAAUGCUUUCCAGUCCCUCAUACUUCGGUUGAAUUUUGCCACAGGGGUUUUUCAUCUUGCUGUUUGGAACCAUCAUGGACCACAAGAUAAGAGAUGCUUUGCGGAUGAGGAUGUCUUCACUGAAGGGGAGAUCAAGGGCGGCAGAGAAUGCAUCAUUAAGCCCAACCAAUGGAUCUAA